AUGUUUUCGUUUUGAGGGAAAAGAAACCAUUACCGUGAAUUCGAUCGUCAUCCCCUCGACUGAAAACGUAGGAACCCUAAUCGUCUGAGAGAUUCUUUAAGCGGAGACGAUAUGUCAGGGAGGGAAGUUAAAGAAUACACGAAUCUCUCCGACCCUAAAGAUAAGAAACAAGGGAAGGGUAAGAUAGAUGAUGAAGACGUCACCUUUCAACGUAUGGUUGCAAAGAUGCAAGAUGUUGCUGGUGAGCGUGGAGGCUAUCUUCAUGGACGUGGCGCUUUGGACAGCGACGAUUUGCUUUAUCUUAAAGAGCAGAUGGAAGCAGAGCAGGAUGCAGAGCGCCUUCUCAGACGAACUGAGAAACGGGCUUUUGCUGCCUUUAAAAAAGCUGCAACCCAAGCUGAUUCAUCUCCAGCAUCUAUUCCUUUGCCGCUUCGUGUUGAGCCCAAGCCUAAGAGUGGUAUCAGGCAGCAAGAUUUGCUGAGAAAGGUUGUCGAGGUUAAACCGAAGCGACCAAAGGUCUCUACAAGCUUGUCACCUCCUAAAAGGAGCGAUAUUGUUCCAACAGAAGCAAAGGUUCAAAGAGAUAAACUGGACAGACCUGAGGAGCAACCCGGAGGCAAAGCAGCAGAAAGCAAUGGGCAAGGUCAAAAUGCUUUGAAAGGCUUGUUGGGAUUAGCGUAUGAGUCUUCGGAUGAAGAUGACUGAGUUGAGUGUAUGAAUCUUUCUCCUUGUAGUCUUCGUCGCGUUUUGUUUCGUCUGUCUUCUCCAAUAUUUUAUGUCGAAAGCUUACAAGAGUUUUAUUAGCUUUAGGAUUCAAUACAGCUUUGUUGUAAUUGUUGAAACCAAACGGAUUUGUUGGAAUGAAGAUGGUUUCCAAAGCCA
Molecule: messenger RNA, 882 nt
Organism: Raphanus sativus (radish)
Lineage: Eukaryota; Viridiplantae; Streptophyta; Magnoliopsida; Brassicales; Brassicaceae
Exons: 6
Coding region: 112-705 (197 amino acids)
Source: RefSeq, a predicted model, not a curated record